AUGGGACUACAAUUAGCUAAUGAUCUUCAAAUCAAGGAUUUUUGGGUAUUUGUUGAUUCUUUAUUGCUAACCAAUCACUACAAUGGAUCUUAUGCAGUGAAAGCUGAGAAAUUAGCAUUAUACCUAGCGAUCCUCAAAAAAUUAGCAUCUGAGUUCGAAAACUUUAGCCUAACCCAAGUUCCCAGAGAGGAAAACACCGAAGAAGAUGCAUUCGCCAAUUUAGGAUCCUCCCUUAGGAUCCCACCAGAGACGAAGAUUCCUAUAACUCACAUAAUAACCCCAGCCAUAGAAACCGUCCCCAACAAAUCAGAAGAUCCUAAGCAUCUGAGAAGCAUAACAACUAUUGAAGAUCAUGGCCCUAGGGAUCUCGACGAACAGGAUCCUCAAAGAAGCCCGCAAUCAUGGACCCAACCCAUUAUGGCUUAUCUCCAAAAUAGCACAAUCCCGAGAGGAGAAAAAAGUGAAAGAACAUUCAGAACGAGAGUCUCAAGAUUUGUGUUAAUCCAAGGUAAACAUUACCAAAAAUCUGUGUCAGGACUAUACCUAAGAUGCUUGGAAGAUCCUGAAGUUGCGUAA
This is a messenger RNA of Lactuca sativa (garden lettuce), 576 nucleotides long. RefSeq lists its product as uncharacterized. Gene Ontology annotation, molecular function: nucleic acid binding; RNA-DNA hybrid ribonuclease activity. Lineage: Eukaryota; Viridiplantae; Streptophyta; Magnoliopsida; Asterales; Asteraceae. The record is from RefSeq and is a predicted model, not a curated record.